AUGCCUGAAAGGGCCGUCGUUAUUUUUCUUUUUGCGCAAGAGAAGCUGUUAUUUCGCUAUCCACUGUACAACCCGUUUACUAUCGAUAUCCACAACGCGACCACAUCCAAUCUCCCCACAAACACAACAGCAUUAUCAUCAUCAACAACAACAACAACAACAACAGGGGGAUUUACAAAACAAGUGAGUCCCGACACGGCGACCAAUCGUAGUAAUGAUACACCACUACUAACAAAGGAACAACAACAACAACAACAACAACAACAACAAACUUCUAAUGCAAUAGCAACUGUGAGUGGUAGUGGUGUGGGUGUGCGGCACAAGCCACGUACAGUGAAACGCCCAGCACAGACUGUAAAAGGGAAUAAUUCCUCAAAUGAUGUCGAUAACGACACCACACGGGCAUUGCGUGGGAUGCCAACUUCUUCUUCAAACACAAAAACAACAACAACGACAACAUCAACAGGAGGAGGAGGAGGAGGACGUCAGGGUCAUGAUAACAAUUACUGCAAUAGUAACAAAGAUAAUAGUGAAACACGGGGUUUUGCAGAUACAUGUGUGGGUGUACAAACGACAGUUCUUUUACAUCUUCUCCGUGCGAGUUUCUCACGGUGUACGACUAUUCACAUUGCUGGUGGUACAUUUCUUAUUUAUCCAUUACUGCCGAGUUCCACCAAGUCACGCCAGCAGUUGCCUCCACUACCAGAAUCAAGGCAUUCCCAUGAGAGUAAUAAUGAUAACAAUCUUGAUGAUAACAUUAUGCGGCGCGAUACCUCACAAUUGAAGGAAGAUGAUGAAGAUAAGGCGUCUACAGUACGUCUUUCACAAGAUGUGUUACUUGUUGUUGCGAUGAAUCAACCUGACCGAGAAGAUAACGCUAUUGCAAAUUUUGUACAGGUAUUUAUGAACGUUUUAGUACGGGAAGAAUUACGUUCAAUGUAUGUUACUGAUCAAGUUAUGCGUAUGGAGCGGCGUUUAUAUGCAUGGGAGAUUGAUGGUAACAGAGGCAACAGUAGUGGUAGAAGUAGUAGUAUUAGUAGUAGCAGUAGUAACGAUAAUCAUAAUCAUAAUAAUAUCAGUAGCAGCGGUAAUGACUAUGGGGAGUUGAAAUAUCGAGAAAGAUCUGAUCCAACAGGGAGUACAGGAUGUGGGGUUAGUAGUAGUAGUGGUGGUGGUGGUGGUCUCCCAUCCUCCGCACAGAUGUUCGCUAAAUUCCUGCAAGAUAAUAAAUUGUCUCUAUGUACCGAAAUUGCUCUUCUCACUCAGCGUAUUAUAACUUGUGAAGAGGGUGAUGUAGAUAUCGUACCACCUCUACGUUCCUCACCUAUUGCGUCUUUGCUUUAUUCCCAGCGUGGAUCCAGUGGGAAUAGAAACAACAAGAAUAACAGUAAUAAUAAUAAUAAUAAUAAUAAUAAUAAUAAUAAUAAUAAUAAUAAUAACAAUACCAUUGGGAAUAUGAAAAUUACCGGAGUAGGAGCUCCAACAGAACUUGUGGUGCGUGGUUUGUAUAGUUUGCCAUUGACAUCUAUUUUAGGAAGCCGUGGAGCCCCACUCCGUCUCUCUUCUACAUAUGUUAAGCAGAACCCAAACUAUAUUGUCACACUUAAACAGCCAAACUUUGUAGAAAUAUUAACAAAACCAUACGCAGAGGCGGUCGGCCGACGAGCAUCGCAGUUACUACCACUCACAGCCAUACGUGCCGCACUUGCGAGUCUUUCACUUCCCUGGCGUAUUGGUGAACUCCACCGCGCAUUAGAACGCUCCAUCGCCGAUGCCCUUCAAUUCCGUCAAUCCAGCAAACAACAACAACAACAACAACAACAACAAACCUUAGGCACUCAUAAUACAAAUACUAGUGGAAGUAGUACGAAUACAUUUCACCGUGUGGGAUGGGGACGGGUAGAUGAGAUGCAAACUAUCGAUGUUACAGCAGAUGAGAUCAACACCACUCCCGACACUGACACGCCAGUUGUAGAGGCACUUGAGUUUCUCCGUCUCUGCGGUGCCAUCGCUAUUGACACAGCACUGACAGUCGUCUUUACACACAGCAACGUUCUUCCAACAGCAUGGCAGGUGCCUAUGGAUAUCACAAAGAUGGCAGCAAAAACUGUUACCACUACUACUACUACUGGUAAUAAUAAUAAUAAUAAUAAUAAUAAUAAUAAUAGUACGGCAGGGACUAAUACUAAUACUACUACUGUUGCUCCUGCAACGACUCCCACUCCACCAAUUGCUCCAGCCUCUCUGGUGGGUGUGAUGCUGCUUGAAGGACUGCGGGCCUCUAAAGGAGCUAAUUGUGGUAGUGCGAAUAGUCGUGGUAGUGGGUUUGGUACACCAUUUUUCAGCAGUGAUGAGAUAGCCGUAGAUUCCACACAGACAGUAAAUACAAAUGGGAUGACCUCAACCUUUUCAGCACCUCUUUCAAGUGCCACGUGUGAAAUUCCCCAUUUUGUAGUUUACUGUGCGUGGGGAAGUGCUUGUCCAAUGUGUGAGGAAUUGGCUUCUGCCCCACAAGCAUGGCGUGCUGGAGCCACUCCUAUUCGACUGGCCUUUCCAUUUCUUGGUCCUGCAGUGGCUGAGGCGGCAGCACGGCGAGCGUUGCAUGGAUCUCGCCAGAUAGAUCCCGAAUGUUGUAGUCUCCUCGCUGAUCAACGGCCAUGGUUUACACACUCGGAUACCUUUACAACACCAGUAGUACCACUGGAGGAGAGUUCACCAGUGAAACUCUAUCGUUCUCUCACACAAAACUAUGAUGAUACAGCGCGACGGAAUGUGAGGAGUAGUAUAGGAACAAAAUGUGGUACAACCUCCUCCAUCUCAGGUGCAAUGUCUGGAGGUAACUCCAAGCAGGUGGGAAUGAAUGGAGAUAAAAUUACAGCUCUCACACCUGAAAGUAUACCAUUGGAAGCACGUCUUUGGUUAGCUGAAAAUCGUGAUAAUAUUGAAAAUCGUCUUAUAGAAGCAUUAAAACAACGUCAAGCAUUACAGGAAAGUGCUGUAAAGAUAGCAGAACAACGACGUGAAAUGGCUGCGGCAACAGCGGCAGCAGCUGCUAUUCGCGUUAGUAACAUUUCAGCUGGGUCUGGUGAAAACAAAACAUCUGAUGGACAACAAGAUCAAGGCCAACCAUCACGUACUCUGCGAGCAAACCAACGAUACCAUAAAAGAGCAGUUUUUACACCUAAAUCUUUUCGACCUACUGAAACUGAGUUCUUAUCACUCUCUACAGGUUCAUUACCACGCUCUAAUGGUUCUUCUUCAUUUUAUCAUCCGAAACAAAACUAUGUUGAUAAUCCCACUAUGUUUCCUGCACGAUUGAUUGCCACUGAACGUAUUGUUCCCUUUGAAGCGCUUAUGCAAUUUGUGUUUCAUCACACAGUUGCAUUACUUUGGGGGAAAACAGGUAUGAAUGUAGAAACUCUUUUGCGUCUACUAGAAUGCAACUUACGUCGAUUACGGCCUUUUGUCACACAUUAUGCUUAUUUUUGUCAACUACAAGCAUCAAGUCUACCAAAUUCAAAUAAUACUAAUAAUACUAAUAACAAUAAUAAUAACAAUAAUAAUAGUGACGUUGCCUCGUGUACGUCGAGUGCAUCAGCACAAUCUGCACCACCAAACACAUUUAAAAGCCCUGAAAUCACAGGGUAUCAGCCUCCAGCUGCCUUAUCACCAUCACCAUCAUCUGUUCCUUCUGGGGUAUCUUUGCAGAAGCAAAAGCAUACAAUAUCAAAAUGGAAAACAGGUGAUCAUAAUGAUGAUGAAUCAACCACAAUUCUAGAGAAACAACUGGAACAGAUGUCUAAAGUAUUCACAGAACUCGCACUCAUGGACGCGUUGAGGAAAUUAAAUGGAAUGACUGUACAAGUAGUACCAACACGACUGUUAUUGCAUGCAGUGGUGAAUGCCUUUGCAGACGUAUUAAUUAUAGGAGGAUCGGGAGGUGAAACUGAAAGUGAUGAUGAGCUUCAUGAGUUUUGA
This is a messenger RNA of Trypanosoma theileri, 3978 nucleotides long. RefSeq lists its product as uncharacterized. Bases 1 to 3978 code for a protein of 1325 amino acids. Lineage: Eukaryota; Euglenozoa; Kinetoplastea; Trypanosomatida; Trypanosomatidae. The transcript has a single exon. The record is from RefSeq and is a predicted model, not a curated record.